AUGCUCCGUGACUAUUGCAAUAAAAAUUUGAAUGAAACUGUACAAGAUGACUUUGAUUGUUUUUGCGUCACUGUCCUACCUGUUGUACCGUGUAUAUUUUUCUGGCUUUUGCUACCAGUUUUUUACGCUCAAAUUUAUCGGAUACGAGUAAAUGGUGGAGUGCGCUCUCAUCCGUUACCAUGGACUAUUCUACUAAUUGCUAAAACUGCAUUAAUGAUGUGUUUGCUAAUAAAUGUACUUGCAAGGCUUAUUAUUAGACUGUACUAUAAUGGAAGCAUCGCAAAUAAACCAUUCAUUGACCUUUUGUACCCAACAAUUAUAGCGCUUACUUUGUCAAUGCAAGACUUGGAUAAGGCUUGUUUUGUCCUUUACCAGAUGUGGUACCCACUUCUCAUCAUUCAAACGUUACUGCUUUGUUUUGCUGAUUGUCGAGAGCCAUUUCUGAUUGAAGCAAGAAAAAAACUGAAUCUGUCACCUGAAUUGGAUAGCUCAUUCCUGAAUCGUUUAUUGUUUUGGUGGUUCACAAAAAUUCAACUGUUGGGUACUCGAAAAACAUUGGUUAUUGAUGACUUAUAUCAGCUUAAUGACGGCAGUACUGCUGCAUACCUGUCUGCCAAAUGGGAAAAACUAUGGACUCCCGCUAUUGAGAGUUGAAAAAAUAAAUUAAAACCACCAUCAAUUGUGUGGCGAUUGUUUUUAAUGUUUCGGUUUGAAAUUUUAUCAGCAUCAGCUAUCAAAAUACUAUCUGAUGUGAUGCAAUUUGCUAAUCCAUUUUUUCUCAAUUUAUUACUAAAUUACAUUUCAACUGGGAAUCACAGCUCCAUGGAAGGCAUGAUCUAUGUGAUAGGAAUGUUUGCUUGCGCUGAACUUCGUUCAUUUCUUCUCAAUUACUACUUCUAUCUGAUGAUGCGAGUGGGUACUAAAAUUCAGACCACAUUGAUUGCUGCCACUUAUCGAAAGACUUUACGACUGUCGAAUUCAGCCCGGAAAACCAAGACUGUAGGUGAAAUUGUAAAUUUAAUGGCGAUUGAUAUCGAGAGCUUCCAGUUCAUUACACAGCACAUUCAGCAAUUCUGGUCAUGCCCAUUUCAGAUUACGCUUGUUUUAAUAUAUCUUUUCUUUACCAUUGGUGCAUCAGCCGCUUGUGGCGUAACUAUUAUGAUUUUAUUUUUGCCAUUGAAUGUUAUCACUUCAGUUAUUGUUAAGAAAUGGCAGACUGAACAAAUGAAGUUGAAAGAUGAGCGGAUUAAAAUUUGUAAUGAAAUAUUGAAUGGUAUAAAAGUAAUUAAAUUGUAUGCUUGGGAACCAUCAAUGGAAGAAGUCGUUGAACGAAUUCGAUGUAAGGAACUCCAUUUGAUUCGAAAAGUGGCAAUGCUAACAUUUGCAACAUAUACGCUGUCAAGUUCCGCUCAUAUUCUUACACCGCAAACUGCAUUUGUUUCAUUAACUCUUUUCAAUCAAUUGCGCUCACCAAUGUCAGUGAUUGCAUAUUUAAUGAAACUGGCAGUGGAGGCAACAGUGGCAAAUAAGCGAAUUAAAAGUUUUUUAGUUGCGGAUGAAUUAAAUCCAUUAACCAUUGAUCGCAUCACCGAUCAUCUCGAUGCGGAAAAUGCAACUGAAAUAAAAGAAGCUCGUCUGAGUUGGAAUGUUUCGGGACUGGAAACAGCAUUAGAAAUCGAUUAUUUCACGAUACCAAAGAAAUCUCUAAUUGCUGUGGUUGGCAGAGUUGGCAGUGGAAAGAGUUCCCUUCUUAGUGCCAUUAUGGGUGAGAUGGAGAAAGUAAAAGGUUUCAUCGGUGUUAAUGGCCGAAUGGCCGUUGUUAACCAGCAACCAUGGAUCCAGAAUUCAAGUCUUCGAGAGAACGUGCUAUUUGAGAAACAAUUUAAUCGAAAAUUCUAUGAUAAAAUUAUAGAAGCCUGUGCUUUAGUCAAAGACUUGGCCGUUCUACCAAAUGGAGAUGCUACUGAAAUUGGUGAAAAAGUUACCCGCGUAGCUCUUGCUCGGGCGGUUUAUCAAAAUCGUGAUAUUUACCUGUUGGAUGACCCAUUAUCAGCAGUGGAUAGCCAUGUCGCAAAGCAUAUUUUUGAAAAGGUAAUUGGUCACAAUGGAUUAUUAGAGCAUAAAACAAGAAUUCUGGUGACGAAUAAUUUGGUAUAUUUGGAUAAAGUUGACACUGUUGCUUAUAUGCAAGAUGGUAAAUUGGCUGCAUACGGUCCAUAUAGAAAAUUACUCGAACAAUCCGAGAGUUUUUCAAAAUUUAUCGAAGCAUGUCAGAAUGAAAAUGAAAAAGAGCAAGAACGGAAGACAGAAAGUGAAACAAAUGAUUUAGCAUUAUUCGAUGAUGACAGUUCACAUUCAAUUAAAUGUGAAGAAUCCGAAGUUGAGGAUGUCAAUAAUGCAAGUACUGACAAGCUUGAACGACGAAUUUCAAUGCCAGCAACGAUGGGUAAAGAAUUAUCACGCAUUUUUCAUCGUCCUUCCGUAACGAAAUCGCUUCCUGAAUCUUCAAAUAGUUCGAUAAAUAAUGAUAAGAAGGAAGGAGAGUCUCAAUCGACUACAGUUGAGAAGGUCGAAAUUGGCAGGGUGAAAUUUGAUGUUUAUAUGCAAUAUAUUCGAUCGGCAACCUUUUUAACAUCGUUUCUCUUCCUCUUUCUUUUCGCAUCUUACGGAAUUCUCCAAAUGGGACGUGGAUUAUGGCUAUCUAAAUGGUUGGGAAAUUAUUCGAGAUUUUCCGAGAUUAAGCAAUUUUCGCUUGGAGUACAUCUUGGGAUAUAUGCUUCUCUUGGCUUCGCUGAAGGCCUUUGUUUCUUUGGUGCGGUAGUAUUUUUGGUGAUAAGUGGUCUUCGAGCAUCGAAAAAUCUUCAUGCACCGUUGCUACACCGUUUGUUACGUUCAUCGAUGUCAUUCUUUGAUAAGACACCGAUUGGACGUAUUUUGAAUAGACUUGGCAAGGAUAUCGAUGUGAUCGAUCAAUCAUUGCCAACGAGUUUUCGUUAUUUCAUUUAUUGUAUUGAAAAUGUCAUGGCAAUAUUAAUUAUAAUAAUUAUGUCGACACCUAUUUUUUCUAUUAUCAUUGUACUCCUUGCAUUUUUGUAUUUCAUUUCUCUGUACUUCUAUGUUCCAACUUCGCGACAGAUCAAAAGAUUGGAAAGUAUUAAUCGUUCACCAAUUUAUCAGCAUUUCGAAAAAACAAUUCGAGGGCUUACGUGCAUAAGAGCGUUCGAAAAGGUGGAAGAAUUUUGCAAGUUAAUGGAAGCACAUAUUGAUUGCUUCAUAUGUUGUAAAUAUUCCAAUAUCCUAUCGAAUCGUUGGUUAGCAGUACGAUUAGAAUUUAUUGGAAAUUGUGUUGUAUUCUUUGCAGCGCUGUUUGCAGUUCUUUGGCAACGUUGGGGUGUUGCAGUGAGUGCUGGAAUUGCAGGACUCAGUGUUAGCUAUGCUCUAAAUAUUACAGAAGCGCUAAAUUUUGCUGUACGAUAUAUCAGUGAAUUGGAAAUGAAUAUUGUAGCCGUUGAACGUGUAAAUGAAUAUGCUGAAACAUCAACUGAAGCAGAAUGGAGAGUUGAUCAUUUUAAGCCAAAGAAAGAUUGGCCAUCAAAAGGACAGAUAUCGUUAAUAAACUAUUCAACGCAUUAUCAUUCUAAGUUUGAUUUGGUUUUGCAUCAAUUGAAUGCCUUCAUUGCGCCUGCUGAAAAAAUUGGCAUUGUUGGCCGAACAGGCGCAGGCAUGCCUCUUAUGCAUCUUUUAUUUUUUUCUAGAAUCUCUUUAGCGCUGGCAUUAUUCCGAAUUAUUGAACCUGUCAGUGGUACAAUUAUUAUUGAUGAUGUUGAUAUUUCAGUUAUAGGCUUACAUGACCUUCGUUCUAAUCUCACAAUCAUUCCACAGGAUCCGGUCUUAUUUUCGGGGACACUUCGAUUUAAUUUGGAUCCGUCUUGUGCUUAUUCUGAUCGGGAAAUAUGGACAGCUCUAGAAUUGGCACAUUUGAAAACAUUCGCUUCAAGCUUGCAAUAUCGGAUCAUUGAGGGAGGUGAAGAUAUUAGCGUUGGACAACGCCAACUUAUUUGUUUAACUCGUGCACUCCUUCGUAAGAGUAAAGUUUUAAUCUUAGAUGAAGCUACAGCUGCUGUAGAUCUGGCAACUGAUUUAUUGAUUCAGGAGACAAUUCGUCGUGAAUUUCACGCCUCAACUGUACUGACCAUUGCACAUCGUUUAAACACCGUAAUCGACUAUGAUAGGAUUAUAGUCCUUGAAAAUGGUUUCAUACGAGAAUUCGACACACCACAGAAUCUGCUUGCUAAUCGCUCUUCAAUCUUUUUCUCCAUGGCAUGUGAUGCUCAAAUUGUCCGUUAA
Molecule: messenger RNA, 4347 nt
Organism: Acanthocheilonema viteae
Lineage: Eukaryota; Metazoa; Nematoda; Chromadorea; Rhabditida; Onchocercidae
Source: the annotation of a GenBank genome assembly